Molecule: messenger RNA, 1041 nt
Organism: Fonsecaea nubica
Lineage: Eukaryota; Fungi; Ascomycota; Eurotiomycetes; Chaetothyriales; Herpotrichiellaceae
Product: eukaryotic translation initiation factor 3 subunit F
Exons: 2
Coding region: 1-1041 (346 amino acids)
Biological process (GO): translational initiation
Cellular component (GO): eukaryotic translation initiation factor 3 complex, eIF3m
Molecular function (GO): translation initiation factor binding; translation initiation factor activity; metallopeptidase activity
Source: RefSeq, a predicted model, not a curated record
AUGGCUGAACAAGACGCUUUCCUUCAUCUCACCCGCCCUCUGGGCCCCGUCGCAGUUGGCGCACAACCCACAACCGCCCCCCUCCGCGUCGUGAUACAACCACAAGCUCUUUUCUCGAUACUAGACCACUGCAUUCGCCGCCCUCCAGACCAGCAGAGAGUCAUUGGCACCUUGCUCGGUACCCGCUCCGACGCAGAUGAAUCCCAGGUCGUCGUCCACUCCUCCUUCGCCGUCAGCCACACCGAGACGACCGACCAGGUGGAGGUGGACAUGGAAUACCAAAAGGCCAUGUUGGCGCUGCAUCUGCGUGCGAACCCCAAGGAGGUCCUGGUGGGGUGGUACGCGACCAGCUCAGAGUUGAACACCUUUUCGGCCUUGAUCCAGAACCACUACAGCAGCCAGGGCGAAGGCACCUUUCCGUACCCGGCGGUCCACAUCACCGUGUCGUGCCAGCCAGGCCAGGACAUCGAGGUCAGAACGUACAUUUCCUCCCCGGUGGGAGUGAGCCCCGAGAGAGCGGCCGACUCCGCGGCGUUCAUCCCGAUUCCCUACAGUGUCAACUACGGCGAGGCCGACCGCGCAGGUCUCGAGGCGAUUGGCUACGCAAAAGACUCGGAGAGCAGGACGACCACGAUCCUCACAGAGAUCGAGAGCCUCGAAAAGUCGCUCGAAGACACACUGGGCAUGCUGGACCGAGUGGGCAAGUACGUGGAAAACGUCAUCGAAGAAGAGACAGAGCCGUCUACCGCGCUGGGCCAGUUCCUCCUCAACACGCUGGCCCUGGCGCCGAAGGUCGACCCCGUCGAUAUCGAAAAGGACUUCAACAACCAUGUCCAAGACGUCUUGACGGUGUCGUACCUAGCCAACAUGAUCCGUACACAAAUGGACUUGUCCAACAGACUGGCAACAUCAGCAUUGACCAUGGGCGGCGGCGAGAGUGCUACCACAGAAAAGGAAGGACGCGGCGAUCGCAGACAGAACCGACAAGGUGGACAGACGAGGCAGAAUAGGACAGAGAGUUUCUCUGUGGCUAAUGCUUGA